UCAAUUCAACUCAACUUAUCACAUUACAAUCGUCAGGGACUUAAGCUCACACGAGCAGAUACGCACUCCAUGUCUCCUGAUACAAACCUCAAAGACCCUACCGUCCUUCACAAGGUCGCACGGGUAGUACAUGCAUGGAAGCGAGAGUCAAGCAUGCUCCAAAUGGUCACUUCAUUCAUCUCAAAGCCCCCAUCGAUUCAAACGGCAGAUGCUCGUCAGCAUACCGUAUGGUUGUUUGAUAAUACUGCCUAUCAGGUACCGGCGCCCACAGCAUCAAGACAGGCAUCAUGGCACGCAGAAGUCGUGGCCUGCGCUUUCCGCAAGAAUAGCCGAAGGGAUAUCACCAAGCUCGUCGCCAUGAUUGCAGACCUCAUUGGACUGGACGGGGAGAUGGGAACGGACAAGGAGACACGCCAUCGGAUAACAGAACGACUACAGCCAUUUCUGUUCCAUACUGCCUCUGCACACUUGAUGACACUAGAAACUCCCCUGCCGAACAGCACCAUCCAGAUGCAGAAGAUCGGGCCCACCGAUGAGAGUGGCAUCAGUAGUCAGACAAUCAGCGCGAACAGCAAGCACAUCACAGAUGGCACUAAAAUUCGAUCAUAUCUUCGAGGUUGGGGAAACCAGGUUUUCAUGGACACCAUCUUUGCUGGUCCAGAAGGUUGGCUUGUCAUCUCCGACAUCGACGAUACAAUCAAGUACACCAAGACUUCUGAGACCACUGGCAUCCUUCGCACCACGUUCGUCGAAGAGCCCAAGCCUAUUGCCGGAAUGCCUCAACUCUAUGCCCAUAUCCAGAAUCAGCUUGUACCUGCAUGGUUCUAUGUCUCAGCGUCUCCUUAUAAUUUGUACCCUUUUUUGCACGGAUUCCUUGGUUCAUAUUUCAGUCCGGGUACGAUGAUUCUUCGAGACUCAUCCUGGUUGGAUAUCAGCGAGCUAGUAAAGUCCUUCACCGUUAACACACACGAGUACAAGGUGGACCGCGGGGAGAAAAUUCAUGGAUGGUUUCCCAAGCGCCAAGUGCUCUGUAUCGGAGACUCCACCCAGCAAGAUCCCGAGGCCUACGCAGAACUUUAUAAGAGGCAUCCGCACUGGAUCCAAGCGAUUUGGAUCAGGAAGGUUACAGACGUGCCUCACUUGGAUGAACAGAACUCCCCAGAGAGAUUCAAAACUGCGUUUGCGGGUAUUCCAGAACACGUGUGGAGGGUGUUCGAACAACCGGCGGAAGUGCAUCAUCUGGUGGCUGAACUUGAGUCAAGCAGUCGACAGGCACAAUCCCCAAAACAAGGCCUGGUCUACCCACAGAAACUUCCGCCACCGCCAAAAGACAUGAUAAGCCGUUCUCUCUUGGGUUACGUCAACAUGAGACCUGCAAAGCCUCAGUCAACCACGAUGGACGAACAGACGUUCGUGCCACCAACAAUGAGAGCGCUUUACUUCAGCCCGGCAUCAACAGCCAUCACAGACCACACAUCUAUGGACGAGCCUAGGACUGAUUCCCACGUGAAGUUCGACACGGACUUUCAAACUCCCAUCCCUUCAGGGAACGACUAUCUCGUCAAGGUGCAGGCAGCCGCCUUUUCCCAUGAUGAGCUCCGGCUAUCUAAUAUUUUGAACCCAUCCAAGUCCAUUCCGCAGAUCCCUUUGCAUAGCUUCUGUGGUACGGUCAUUAGUACCCCUGAAAAAGACCACUGGAACCCAGACGGGCCCAAAUUCAAGGUUGACGACGCCGUCUUUGGGCUGAUCAAGCACACGCGCGACGGUGCAGCAGCCGACUACGUCAUCGUAUCAGAAGAUGAGCUGGCGUACAAGCCCAAGAACAUCAGCGCUGCUGAAGCAGCUACCAUUCCCAUGCCCGCCUUGACGGCUUGGGAAGCGAUAUUUAAGUACGCCGGGCUUGACACCGCCGAUGUUAAACAUGGUCGCCAGCAGCUACGGGUUCUCAUUACCAACGCGCGCAACAAUGAGAUUGCCACUCAGGCACUACAGUUGCUUCGAUCGCAUAAGCUCUUCCCGCACUCGCGGCCCUGGAUUUGCGCAACCUGUGACGCUAAAGAUCAGGAGGAAUACCUGCGGAAAGAAUACAACGUGGACGCGACAAUCUAUGCGCCACUUCCCCUACCACAUGACUAUGAUCUCGGAUCUAUCUUCCGCAAGAACCGCUGGGAUCCCGUAGAUAUCGUCCUGGACUGCGCCGGUCAGGAGAUGUUCGAGCAAGCACACUCUCCAAAGGUCAUCAAGGAACAUGGUGCUGUCCUGACCGCGGUAGACUCGACGCCGGCGGAAGCCAGGGACCCUCUCCAUGACGAUGAGCCACGCAAGGAUGGCGUGCUUAGUCGCUUCAUUAUUGUCAGCCCCAACGGUGAAGCCUUGAGCCAGAUUUCCGAGCUAGUUGAGGCAGACGAGGUCCGAGGGAGGGUCGAGAGUAUCAAGGACUUGGUUGACGGUAGACGAAGCAUACCCUUGAAAGUAACUAACGACAUGGUGGAAGAGUAA
Aspergillus costaricaensis CBS 115574 is the source of this 2499-nucleotide messenger RNA. RefSeq lists its product as uncharacterized. Gene Ontology annotation, molecular function: phosphatidate phosphatase activity. Gene Ontology annotation, cellular component: actin cortical patch. Lineage: Eukaryota; Fungi; Ascomycota; Eurotiomycetes; Eurotiales; Aspergillaceae. The transcript is spliced from 4 exons. The record is from RefSeq and is a predicted model, not a curated record. The coding region runs from base 70 to 2499 and encodes 809 amino acids.